Messenger RNA from Toxotes jaculatrix (banded archerfish), 11158 nucleotides. RefSeq names its product chromodomain helicase DNA binding protein 3 (gene chd3). Bases 296 to 6682 code for a protein of 2128 amino acids. Gene Ontology annotation, molecular function: ATP hydrolysis activity; ATP-dependent chromatin remodeler activity; ATP binding. Lineage: Eukaryota; Metazoa; Chordata; Actinopteri; Toxotidae. Gene Ontology annotation, cellular component: NuRD complex; chromatin; nucleus. The record is from RefSeq and is a predicted model, not a curated record. Gene Ontology annotation, biological process: negative regulation of transcription by RNA polymerase II; chromatin remodeling. The transcript has 40 exons.
AGGGGGCGCGCGGAGAGAGAAAGAGAGACGGAGAGAGAUAGAGAAAGGAGGAGGGGGGUGCGUUCUGAAAUAAUAUAGUCAGCCAUUUUUUAUGUAAGGGGAUUUUUUCUUAUUGGGGGGGUUGUUAAAAAAUAAAUAUAAGAGGGCGGCCAUCUUUGUUGCUCUGCCUAGUGUAAAAUAUUCCAAAACGCCCCCCACUUUUUUCUGUGCCGAUUUGAAUAUUAAAUAAAUAUCAUAUAUUCGGGCAAGAAUACGCUUUUUUGAAUACAAGGACGGAUCCAAUGACAGGAAUAUAAUGUCCUCUCCUCUCCGGUCCUGUGAGGAAGACGAGGGCAUGGUGGUUAAUUCCGAGGGAGGAGAUUUUGAUGAAGAAGACGACGACGGAGACCUAGACGAGAACGCAAGCGACAUAAACUCGCCGGCGGCGCCUCGGGAAACUGCAACACCAGCCGCGCCAGACGAAGAGGCAGUGUUAUCAGACAGAGAGGUCCCGUGCAGGAAGAAAGGAAGACCCAAGAAAAAGAAGGACACAAAGAAGAAGGACAAAGAGGGGAAACCUGUCAAAGCAAAAAAACGCAAGAAGAUUGACAGUGAUGUAGAGAGAGACACAGAUAGAGAGAGAGACUACGGCGAGAACUCAGACAGUGUAGCCAGUGACUAUGGAUCUGGAGAGAAAAAGAAAAAGAAGAAACAUAAAGAAAGGAAGGAGAAGAAAACCAAGAAGAAGAAAAAAGAUGACGGGGGCCGAGACAGCAGUCAGGAGGAAACAACAAAGCAACCAAUAGAGCAGAAGACCUCGGCCCAGCUGGCAAAGGAGUGGGGUCUGGAGGAUGUUGAUCAUACCUUCACCGAGGAAGACUACAGGGAGCUCACCAACUACAAAGCCUUCAGCCAGUUCAUGAGGCCGAUGAUAGCCAAGAAGAACCCUAAGAUCCCCAUGUCAAAGAUGAUGACCAUCCUCGGGGCCAAAUGGAGGGAGUUCAGCUCUAACAACCCCUUCAAGGGCAACGCUGCUGCUGUCGCAGCGGCCGCUGCUGCUGCUGCCAUUGCCGUCGCCGAGCAGGUCUCUGCAGCGACCGCCUCGCCUGAGCCGCCGCCGCCGCAGCCGCCACCAAUCAGAAAGGCCAAGACGAAAGAGGGCAAAGGUCCUGGCUAUAAGAAGCGCAGUAAAAGUCCUCGAGUCCCAGACAAGAAAAGGGCUCUAGCAAAGGCUAAAAAGAUGGCACCCAUUCGUAUCAAACUGUCACCCAUAGGUGCCAAGAGGAAGAAGAGCUGCUCAAGUGAGGAUUUGGACGAGGAUGAGUCUGAGCAGGAGGACUCCAGCGUUCACAGCUCCUCCGUUCGCUCUGACAGCUCUGGCCGUGUCAAGAAGAACAAGCGAGGACGGCCUGCCAAGAAGAAGAAGAAAAUCCCAGGUGAAGAGGAAGGGGACGGCUAUGAGACCGAUCACCAGGACUACUGCGAGGUGUGUCAGCAGGGCGGAGAGAUCAUCCUGUGUGACACUUGUCCCAGAGCUUACCACCUCGUCUGCCUUGAGCCUGAGCUGGACAAGGCGCCCGAGGGCAAAUGGAGCUGCCCGCACUGCGAGAAAGAGGGAAUCCAGUGGGAAGCAAAGGACGAGGACUUUGAGGAAUUUGAGGAGGACAGCGAGGACAGAGUGAUUUCAGAGGUUGGGGUUGGGAUCCCCCCUGGGGCGGAGGAGGAGGAUGACGACCACAUGGAGUUCUGUCGGGUGUGUAAAGACGGAGGUGAACUGUUGUGUUGCGACACCUGCACCUCGUCCUACCACAUCCACUGUCUAAACCCACCACUGCCGGAGAUCCCCAACGGAGAGUGGUUGUGUCCGCGAUGCACGUGUCCGCCAAUCAAAGGUCGCGUCCAGAAGAUCCUCCACUGGCGGUGGGGAGAACCUCCACCUCCCAUUCCUGUUCCCCCUGCUCCUGAUGCUCCACCUGAUGCACCACCACCACCACCCAUGAAGGGCAGAGCUGAGAGGGAGUUCUUUGUCAAGCUGGUUGCACAGUCCUACUGGCACUGCACCUGGAUCACUGAGCUCCAGCUGGAGAUUUUCCACUCGGUGAUGUACAGGAACUACCAGAGGAAGACGGACAUGGACGAGCCUCCCAGUCUGGAUUAUGGCUCGGGAGGAGAGGAUGAGAACGGAGUGGGAAAGAGCGAAAAGAGGAGGGCCAAGGACCCCCAGUACGCCAUCCUGGAAGACAAGUACUACAAAUAUGGCAUCAAACCUGAGUGGAUGAUGAUCCACCGCAUCAUCAACCACAGUGUGGAUAAGAAGGGGAUGUACCACUACUUGGUCAAGUGGAGAGACCUGACCUACGACCAGUGUACCUGGGAGAGAGACGACAUGGAGAUCCCUGAUUUUGCAAUUUACAAGACCAACUACUGGAGACACAGGGAUGCAAUAAUGAAGGAGGAUCCAGACAAACCCAGGAAGAUGAGGAGCAAGAACCAGGAGGGUGAAGAGGAGUCUCCUGCCUCUCCUGUCACUGACCCUACGAUAAAAUACGAGGAGCAGCCAGACUUUGUCACAUCGACAGGCGGGACGCUGCAUCUGUACCAGCUGGAGGGUCUGAACUGGCUGCGGUUUUCCUGGGCUCAGGGCACAGACACCAUCCUAGCUGAUGAGAUGGGCCUCGGCAAGACCAUCCAGACCAUUGUCUUCCUAUACUCACUUUUCAAAGAGGGCCACACUAAGGGCCCAUUCCUGGUCAGCGCUCCGCUCUCCACCAUCAUCAACUGGGAGAGGGAGUUUGAGAUGUGGGCACCUGACUUCUACGUGGUGACGUACACGGGGGACAAGGACAGUCGAGCUAUCAUCAGAGAAAACGAGUUCUCCUUCGACGACACUGCCGUCAAAGGAGGAAAGAAGGCUUUUAAACUGAGGAGAGAGGCUCCCAUUAAAUUCCACGUGCUGCUGACUUCAUAUGAGUUGGUGACCAUCGACCAGACGGCGCUCAAGUCCAUCGACUGGGCCUGUUUGGUGGUGGACGAGGCUCACCGCCUUAAAAACAACCAGUCCAAGUUUUUCAGGCGUCUGAAUGACUAUAAGAUCGACCACAAGCUGCUGCUGACAGGAACUCCUCUUCAGAACAACCUGGAGGAGCUGUUUCACCUGCUCAACUUCCUCACACCCAACCGCUUCAAUAACCUUGAGGGCUUCCUGGAGGAGUUUGCCGACAUCUCUAAGGAGGAUCAGAUCAAGAAGCUCCACGACCUGCUGGGGCCUCACAUGCUGCGGAGGCUGAAGGCCGACGUCUUCAAGAACAUGCCCGCCAAGACCGAGCUGAUUGUCAGAGUGGAGCUGAGCCCUAUGCAGAAGAAAUAUUACAAGUUGAUUCUGACCAAGAACUUUGAGGCUCUGAACUCUAAAGGCGGAGGAAACCAGGUCUCCCUGCUCAACAUCAUGAUGGACCUAAAGAAGUGCUGCAACCACCCCUACCUCUUUCCUGUUGCUUCCAUGGAAGCCCAAAAAACACCCAGCGGUGCUUAUGAGGGGUCGGCCCUCACUAAGGCGUCGGGGAAACUGAUGCUGUUGCAAAAGAUGCUGAGGAAACUGAAAGAGCAGGGGCACCGAGUACUGGUCUUCUCCCAGAUGACUAAAAUGCUGGACUUAUUAGAGGAUUUCCUGGACUAUGAAGGUUAUAAGUACGAGAGAAUCGAUGGAGGCAUCACAGGAGCACUGAGACAAGAGGCCAUUGACCGCUUCAAUGCUCCUGGUGCUUGUCAGUUUUGUUUCUUGCUCUCCACCAGAGCAGGAGGUUUGGGCAUCAACUUGGCCACGGCAGACACCGUCAUCAUCUUCGACUCUGACUGGAACCCUCACAACGACAUACAGGCGUUUAGUCGAGCCCACCGAAUCGGACAGGCCAACAAGGUGAUGAUCUACCGCUUUGUGACCCGAGCCAGCGUGGAGGAGCGUAUCACCCAGGUGGCCAAGAGGAAGAUGAUGCUGACCCACCUGGUGGUCCGGCCCGGCCUGGGAUCCAAGGCCGGCUCCAUGACCAAACAGGAAUUGGACGACAUCCUCAAGUUUGGAACAGAGGAGCUCUUCAAGGAUGAGGGAGAAGGUAUGAAGAACAGUUCAGGGGACAAAGUUGAGGAUGAGGGCAACGUGAUCCACUACGACAGCACUGCCAUUGAGAGGCUGCUGGACCGAAGCCAAGAUGCCACAGACGACACGGACGUCCAGAACAUGAACGAGUACCUCAGCUCUUUUAAAGUGGCCCAGUACAUGGUCCGAGAGGAGGAUAAGAUCGAGGAGAUCGAGCGGGAGAUCAUCAAACAGGAGGAGAACGUGGAUCCAGAUUACUGGGAGAAACUGUUGCGGCACCACUACGAGCAGCAGCAAGAGGACCUUGCGAGCAAGCUGGGUAAAGGCAAGAGGAACCGCAAGCCUGUCAACUACAACGACGCUGCACAGGAAGACCAAGAGUGGCAUGCUGACAUUUCAGAUAACCAGUCCGAGUAUUCAGUGGGCUCCGAGGAGGAGGACGAGGACUUUGACGAUCGACCAGAAGGUCGAAGGCAGUCACGCCGCCAGUUGAGGAAUGAGAAGGAUAAACCUCUGCCUCCUCUUCUGGCCAGAGUUGGAGGCAACCUUGAGGUGCUGGGCUUUAACACACGCCAGCGAAAGGCUUUCCUGAACGCAGUGAUGCGCUGGGGGAUGCCGUCUCAGGACGCUUUCGCUUCUCAGUGGCUGGUGAGAGACCUCAGGGGCAAGACUGAAAAAGAAUUCAAAGCUUACGUGUCCCUCUUUAUGCGUCACUUAUGUGAGCCGGUGGCUGACGGCGCUGAGACGUUCGCAGAUGGUGUCCCGAGGGAGGGCUUAUGUCGCCAGCCGGUCCUCACUCGAAUCGGCGUCAUGUCCCUCCUCAAGAAAAAGAUUCAGGAGUUUGAGCAUAUCAAUGGGCGGUGGAGUCUUCCAGAGCUCAAGCCUGAGGUCAGUGUGGACAAAUCCUCCUCCAGGGCGUCCUCUCCUGCAGUGAAGACCGCCACGCCCACCCCAGACGCCAGCUAUAACAACACACCGUGCACCUCCAAGCCAGCGACCCCUGCACCAGCAGACAAGAUAGAAAAGAACGGAAAAGAGGGAGAGAAGGAGGAGGACAAAGAGGAAGGUGAGGUCCCGCCGGAGAAAGACAAGGUGAAGGAGAAGGAUGAGGGGAAAGAGGUGGACAGCAGCAAGACUGGAGACCCUGAAGAGCUCUCCUCCUCGACAAAAGAGACGCCACAGAGUGCAUCACCUGGUCAAAAAACUGAAGGGAAAGAAGAGAGUGACCUGAAAGAGGUGGAGAAGAAAGAAACAAUGGAAACCCCAACUGCUGCGACAGAGGAGAAGAAAGUGCAGGAGGAGAGCAAAGAGGAGACAAAACAAACAUCAAAGCAAGAUACAGAUUUCAAAGAGGAGAAAUCAGAGGGAGAGAAGGUGGGGGAGGAGAGGGAAAAAGACAAAGAAAAGCGUGAAGAGACAGCCGCGGCAACGGAAUCGACAGAUCCCAAGGACAAGUCCGAGGCGGCUGACGUGAAGAAAGAGGAGGUCAAAGGUGAGAAGGAUGGUGGGAAAGAAGUCAAAGCAGCUAAGGAGGAGGCACCCAAGGGCAACGGGAAGCCUCCGACUGAGCGACCUCGCUUCAUGUUCAACAUCGCAGAUGGUGGCUUUACUGAGCUGCACACUCUCUGGCAGAACGAGGAGAGGGCUGCCAUCUCCUCGGGGAAGAUGAACGAGAUCUGGCAUCGCCGACACGACUUCUGGCUGCUGGCGGGAAUUGUGAUUCACGGCUAUGCCCGGUGGCAGGACAUCCAGAACGAUCCCCAGUUCGCCAUCGUCAACGAGCCUUUCAAGUCGCAGGCGAAUAAAGGCAACUUCCUGGAGAUGAAGAACAAGUUUCUAGCUCGACGCUUUAAGUUGUUGGAGCAGGCGUUAGUGAUAGAGGAGCAGCUGCGGCGGGCGGCCUACCUGAACAUGACCCAGGACCCCAGCCACCCAGCCAUGGCCCUCAAUGCACGCUUUGCAGAGGUGGAGUGCCUGGCGGAGUCACACCAGCACCUCAGCAAGGAGUCGCUGGCAGGCAACAAGCCAGCCAACGCUGUCCUGCACAAAGUGCUGAACCAGUUGGAGGAGCUGCUGAGUGACAUGAAGGCUGACGUGACACGGCUACCGGCCACUCUGUCCAGAGUUCCGCCCAUCGCCGCCCGCCUGCAAAUGUCCGAGAGGAGCAUCCUCAGCCGACUGGCCAGCAAGGGAACUGAGACGCACACACCCCCGCCCAUACCUCCGGGACCCUACGCUACCCCUCAGAACUAUGGGGCCCCCUUCACCCCUGCCCCACCGAGCGCCCUACACAUGGGAGGGGCCAACUACAGUCAGAUGCCACCUGGAUCCUUCAUAUCAGAAGCCGCUGCCGCUGCUGGGGCCACCGGGGGAGUUGCUGGGGGAGCCACCGGAGGGCCUACCGCUGCCGGUGUCUGCCAGAAGACCAAGGAGCAUGAUGUGGUGCAGCGGCAGCGGGUGGUGGACCUCUGGAAGGACGGCAAGUCAGAAGGGGCCAUCGGGCAGGAGCUGAGGAUGCCUAAGUCCACGGUGCACAGCAUCAUCGUCAAGUACCGGCUCAGCAACACGGUGGAGAACCUACCGCGCAAUGGGCGACCAAAGAAACCCUGAGGUCGGAGGGGGAGACUCGCCAAGAGGGAACAAGAAAGGAAGUUUGGAUAAAAGAUCGUGGAAUGUAACAAAAAUAGAGACUGACAAGGAGACGGUGGGAGCUGAAAAGGAGAGACAAACACCUGAACAUAUAGGGAGGAAGUUCAAAAAGGAUCCGAGGACAAGGCACUUUGACUCUGCUGGAAAGUGAGGAGUAUAAGGGAGAAGUAAAGCUCACUGGAUGGAUCAAAUAAGCACAGGAGACAAGAAAGCAAAAAAAGAAAAAGAUCCACAAAAUAAAACAAUCAAUCAACCACUGAGGGAGAGGGGAAGGGAGGUCCAAGAUACAAAGGGAGAGGUGAAAACUGGCCCUGAGAUCAAGUCCUAAUGAUGCGUGGGGGGAAAAUGAGGCAGAGAGACAGAAAAAAGGGAGAAGCGACCUGUCUGGAACAAACAAAUCCUCGGGCAAAGAGAAAAGGCGCUACUGAAACACAGCCCAAAAAUGUGACUUUGAGAGGAGAGGUGUCUGGACUGAAGAAAGAAGGAAAAAAGGACUGUAUGUUAAUGCAAUCACAGGUUUUCAGGAAUUCAGAUACCAAGGCCGAAUCGAAGAAAAAUGCAACAAAGGAGGAUUUUUUUUUUUAUUCCUCUUCGGACAGAUUUCUCGAGACUUCUUUUUCUGUUUCUCCUCCUGCGCCAAAAAAGAUUUCCCCCCAGAUCAAUUCUUCAUCCACCGGCUGACUGAACAAGCCUGUCCCCUUGCUCUGACCCUGUACUCCCUCAUUCCACCACAGUCCUCCUCUCCUCCGUUCCUCUUUCUCAGUCUCGCACACACAUAAAUACACUCGAGACCUCACACACAACCUGAAAACCUGCAGAGAAGUUCAUUUAUCUGCUGAGUAUGAGCAGAUGAGAUCCAGACUCAAAAUAGAAAGGGACAAACUGGAUUCAGAUUAUCCUGCAAAAAUGAAAGAAAGAAAGGGAAAAAAAAUAGUUUUCUAAGUAUAAAACACUACUUCCCAUGGACUCUUUUGCCCCAGCAUUCCUAAGUCCAACCAAGCGUAGAAGCAAGAACCAUAUAUAUAUUAAAAAAACUGAGACGUUGCCUUUGUACAACAAUCAGUAGCAAUGUUGCUGUGACCCAGUCCUGGGCUGGUAUUGAGAUAUGUACUGUAUUACCGAGCAUAUUUACUAUUGCACCUUUUUUUUGAGGGGUCACUUAAGGGGGAAUAUCACUCAAGUGAAGUAUUUACAUUUCCUGUUUUUAAGUCUCAUCACAGCAAAACUCAGUAUUUAUGAGCAGCUCUUCCCCAAAGCUAAAGACUGUAAUCUGUCACCAAAAGAAAAAGGGAGCCUCACUUUGAAGCCCGAAGAGACAUUUUUGUUCUUCGAGCUUCUUUAUUGUGACAGUGUGAUGGAUUCCACGCUGGAAAAUGUCCCCUGAUCCCAGAGAAAAUAAAACACUCUGGACUCUGUCAUCGUUUUUCCAGCUGUGUGUGUGUGUGUGUGUGUGUGCGUGUGCGUGUGUGUGUGUGUGUAGUAGAGCUGUACAUCAGUGUGACAUCCCAGAGUGGGGAGCAGGACAAACUCUUCUGCUUCGUUUCUGGAAAGAGGAAAAGUGAACAAUCAGUUACAGAGUCCAGAGUUUUUGGGGGCUUUUGAGUAUUUUUAAGCUAAAAUUGAGUGGUAUUUCCCUUUAAGCUUGAAGGAUAUAAAGACCAGUAGUGUGGCAUUGGUGUGGCCUGCAAUGAGAAUAUACUGUGUGUGUGUGUGUGUAGGUUGAGGAAGGCUGUAUGUGUGUGAAUGUAUUUUUAUGUGCGUGUUUGUGUGCAUGUUAGCACUCCCAUGUUUAUCAAAAGUAUCAUUUAACGUUUUUGAUAUUGGUUCUGUUGUGAUAACCAAGUAUCUUUAUGAAUUUCAAAUGCUGUUUUACUUUGAGGAAUAUAAAUGUUUUUCUAUAAACCCCUUUUUUUCUAUUUCACAAAAUAAUCUAAACUUCACGAAUGCAUCAGAGUUUAAUUCUGUCUUAAAACAGGGAACAAGAAUUUUGCCUAAAUAUAAUACAGUCUAAAAUUAACCAAAUUUAGCAGCUAAUAGCCAGAUAUUUUCUUCAGGGGUUGGUUGAGACCAAAACAAGAGCUAAAAAGGGACAAUAUUGACUUACAUUGGACAGAAACACAAACUGGAAAUGAAGGUUUGUUGUCUCCAUGUCUGCUUGAUGUGUAAAAAGUGUUUGAUAACAUGCUAGCCAUUUCAACUUUAUAAGGUGAUAAUAUGUGAAUGUUGUACUGCCUCCAACUGCUCAAAAUAAUCAAGUAAAUGCAGGUUUAAAUCAGGCAGUAUGUAAUAAAAGCAACCAAGACGAAGAAUCUUAUCAAACAUAUCAAGCAGAUACUCAGCCUUAAAAGAAAACAUGACAAGCAUAGACAUGCAUGGAGAUCACUUCUUUAAGAGUGAUGCCCCUGAUUGAUCAUUUCACCUCCAACUGAAACUCUGACUGCUUUCUCAGUCGAUUAAGAAACUCCUGCAACUCAUGGAUUUAUGAAACUCUUUUGAACUCUCAGUUGGACGGGCUCUUAAUUCUAAAAUCAAGCCUGUGCUUCUUUAGUUCCUGAAAAGUUGACAGUUCAGAGACACAAGGUUGUUCCUGAUGAAUGAUUUUGGCAUGGACACGCUCACGCAGAGCUUUUCAGCAAGCAAAAAUGCUCCGUUUCCUGCCAAGAUGGCAGCUCUCACUUCUAUCAGAUAGUAGGCAGGACCUACAGGGGAGAGGCGCAGGCUCGCAUUUUGGCCAGGAAUUUUUUUUAUUGCCUUUCUGGACUUUACAUACUCCAUCCCGUGCAGCCCCAGAGUUUUUGGGCUAGGAAAGUAAUAAAAUUGGUAGAAGUUUUAGGAAUUCUUGGAGUUAUGUCCAAGAGUGGUUUGCUGCAUUUAUCAUAGUUUCACUGUAACUACAAAUAUAUCACUGCCAGCCUAAUUUGAGACCAGAAAAUGUUUAUCUGUCUAACAAUGUCUGCUGCUACUGUAAUGCUGUAGGAAGGCUCGGGAGAGCAAGUGAUUUGUAUGGAGGAGGAGGAGGAAUUUGGUUGGACUGGGGUGAAGUUUUGCAGACUGAGUUUGGCAGUAGAGUGAAACGUACGACGCUGGACUUCGCAGAGGGAAUCUGUUAUCUGGUGUAAUACAGUACAAGUGCUUCAUUGAAUUCCUCCUCCUGUUUUAUCUUCAUGGCUUCUUUGCCUUGUACGCCUUUUUUUGGUAGAGCCCAACUGAUACUGGAUUUUUGUGAGGCCAAUACAAAUACUGAUAUUCAAAGUUAUGAUCAUUUAGUAUUUCAGUCCUGGUGAAGUGGUGGUAGCAGCCAGAACCACGGUUGAUGAUUGAUGAACCGUUAAAUUCCCUCACAAAAACACUGCGUUUCCUUCACAAUAAAAGCCUCACUGUGUUUCAGUAGUUGAAUUUAAAUGUGAACCAGCAGCAAUAGGAAGUGUUAGGUCAGGGUUAUGGUUAUGGUUAGGGUUAACCUAGAUGUGUGCUGAGUGGGACAUUUUGCAGUUGAAAAAUGUACCUGUCAGCGCUCUCUGGUGGACAAAUGAUGUAAUGAUGACACUGUUUAAAUUUCUUCGAACGCUUCUUUCCUUGCUGUUAUAUUGGCUAUGCCGACAUAUCGGUCAGCCUCAGUGUUUUUUUUUUUUUUUUGUCCUCUUCCUUUCCAGAGCUCUCUACUAUUUUUUUCUCUCUUUUUUCAAUCGUCUCUCUCUUCCACGUCUCUAUCUUUUGCCUCUGCAUCUUUUUUCUUUUCUUUUUUUUUUUUUGCUAUGCUCCCUUGAUCUUUCACCCAGUCUUUACCUCGAUUUUGUUUUGCUUCUUAUCAGAUUUAGUCUGCCCCCCCCCCUUCACUCACAUACGCACUCACUGACUCUGUCCUCUCUUUCUUUCUCUCUCUCCAUCCCCUCUGUUGGCCUCCACUGGAAAGAUGCCAUACGUUUUCCCAUAAGUGGUCCCCCCACUGAUUCAAGACCCACACAGUUGUAGCCCCCUUCCACCCUGCACUCCCCCCCCCCCCCAAACAUCCUCAGCUCAAUACACUCCUUAUCACAUCUUUGAUCUGAACGGGGGUGUUAUGACAGUUUAUCUUUCCCUGUGGCGCGAGUGAGAGAAGUGCGCUGUUAGGCUAUUCCUGGCUUUGUUUUGAAAGGAGCGCUAAACUCGCUGUUCCACUCCCCGAGCAGAUCCAUGAGAGCGCACAGAUCCCUGUGCUGGCCAGCUGUGCAGCCGCGUAGAAAGAUCAUUUUUGUGCGUGUGUGUGUUCAUGUGUCUGUCUGUGUGUUUGCUUGUAUGUGUGUGUGUGUGUGUGAGUGCGAGCGAUCCUACUCAUUGCCGGCCUCACUUUCGCCAGGUUAACAGUUAUGCAUUCUGGGAUUUUAUCAUUAUUGUAAACAUGAUACUGUAUAUGUAAUAUGAUAUAUUGAUGUACUGUAUUAUGCAAGUUUGCCCAUU